AUGGCAAAACGACUGAGCUCAAGCUGGCUUCGUCGCCUACAACAGCAAACCAGGCGACCCUUCUCGACCACGAUACGCCCACAUACCGACGGUGUCUUUCGCGCCUUGACAGAGAACAGAAUCCAAACUCCCUGGAUCGAUGCGCUACGAGAAAAGGAGCGUGGUGGUCACGACCCUUCGAAGCCUUCUGGAAAGCCAGAGACACCCAAUGACCGCGACCUCUCGCCGAAACGCAUGAGCGACAGCUACCACAGCGUUGUCCUGCCUCUCGCUCGCGAACCAUGGUUACUCGAUACAUACGCCAACUCCAGCGGUCACAUCCGUCUGGGUACGCUGUUUAUGGAUCUUGAUGCAUUGAGUGAAGGAGUCACAACAGUCACGGCCGCCUGCGAUCGCAUCGACAUCAAGCACCCUUUGACAGAAAUCUCCGACCUCGAGUACAGCGGACGCGUCACCUAUGCCACUGGCCGCUCGAGUAUGGAAAUUUCAUUGCAAGUCGCAAAAGCACCAAAAGAGGGGGAGACUGUCAAGCCUGAAGAUGUCUUGUUGACGUGCCAGUUCACCAUGGUUUCGCUCGACCCCGGCACCAAAACGCCUGUAAACAUUCCCGCCAUUGCUCCAGAGACGGAAGAGGAGAAAGCCAUCUUUGCACAAGGCGAGAAGAACAGCGCCCACCGCAAAGAUCUCAAGAAGCGCUCGUUGAUCAAACAGACACCCAACGACGAAGAGUCCGAUCUCAUCCACGCAAUGUGGCAGAAACAGCUACAAUACCACGACCCCAUGGAUCCCGUACGCAAGCCCGACAAUGUCUUUGAAAUGGAGCAGACUCGUCUGUCCACUGCUGCUAUCAUGCAACCACAAUACCGAAACAGACACCACUUUAUGAUUUUCGGUGGCUUCCUCCUGAAGCAAACCUUCGAACUGGCCUUCUGCGCCGCCGCCAGUUUCGCCCAUUGCCGACCCACCUUCGUCUCGCUCGAUCCUUCGACCUUCCAAAACCCCGUCCCUGUCGGCAGUGUCCUCUAUCAGACAGCUACUGUCGUCUACACGGAUCCUCCAAUCGUCUCAGGCCAAGCCGACAAACCCGACUCGGAUGGAGACAAGAAACAAAAGUACACACGGAUUCAGGUCAGAGUCGACACAAAGGUCCGCGACGUCGAGCACGGCACUGCCAAACCGACCGGCCAAUUCAACUACACGUUCACAGUCGAACGCGACAUCAAAGUCAUGCCGAAGUCAUACUCCGAGUUCAUGAUGUAUAUCGACGCACGCAGAAGAGCAAUGAGGAUAAGAGACAGUGUCGAGCACGACAAUAUCGACUCCGGCGCGAAGGAUCGGGUGACAGAAUAA
This is a messenger RNA of Aureobasidium vineae, 1350 nucleotides long. NCBI's taxonomy places the organism in Eukaryota, Fungi, Ascomycota, Dothideomycetes, Dothideales, Saccotheciaceae. The record is from the annotation of a GenBank genome assembly.